Molecule: messenger RNA, 1701 nt
Organism: Anolis carolinensis (green anole)
Lineage: Eukaryota; Metazoa; Chordata; Lepidosauria; Squamata; Anolidae
Gene: ptpn2
Product: protein tyrosine phosphatase non-receptor type 2
Exons: 10
Coding region: 191-1375 (394 amino acids)
Biological process (GO): negative regulation of ERK1 and ERK2 cascade; peptidyl-tyrosine dephosphorylation; negative regulation of receptor signaling pathway via JAK-STAT
Cellular component (GO): cytoplasm; nucleus
Molecular function (GO): non-membrane spanning protein tyrosine phosphatase activity; protein kinase binding
Source: RefSeq, a predicted model, not a curated record
AUGCGCCUGGCAAGGACGUCAGCGGCGCGGGGCCGGCUCCCUGUGCGCUUGCGCGUAGCCAAAGGUAGCGCGGCUGCGAGAGUGGGCGGGUUGCUGUGGUGGUCCGCGCCCUGUCAGUCAGUCAGUCGCGCGCGGAAGGUGAUGAACUUGCCGGCUCACGGUGGCCCUCCUUCCUCCUCCCGCCGCCAUUAUGUCCGUCACCAUAGAGCAAGAGUUCCAAGAGAUCGACGCUGCCAACGAUUGGCAGCCCCGGUACCUGGAUAUACGGCACCAAUCCAAUGACUAUCCACAUAAAGUUGCGAAAUAUGCAGAAAAUCGAAAUCGUAACAGAUACAGAGAUGUUAGCCCAUAUGAUCACAGUCGUGUGAGACUACAGAAUACAGACAAUGAUUACAUCAAUGCAAGCCUGGUGGUAAAUGAAGAAGCUCAGAGAAAUUAUAUAUUAACACAGGGUCCACUUCCUAAUACAUGCUGCCAUUUUUGGCUAAUGGUAUGGCAACAAAAGACAAAAGCAGUUGUUAUGCUGAACAGAAUUGUUGAGAAAGACUCGGUGAAAUGUGAACAAUAUUGGCCUACAAGGGAAGAAGAACAAAUGAUGUUCAAAGAAACUGGAUUUUGUGUGAGGCUAAAAUCUGAAGAUGUCAAAUCAUACUAUACUGUACGCCAACUUCAGCUAGAAAACAUUAAAACUGGGGAGUCCAGAAUUAUAUUCCAUUUUCAUUAUACCACAUGGCCAGAUUUUGGAGUUCCUGAAUCUCCAGCUUCAUUCCUUAACUUCUUGUUUAAAGUCAGAGAAUCUGGAUCUUUGAGUCCUGAUCAUGGGCCUGCAGUCAUUCACUGCAGUGCAGGAAUUGGACGUUCUGGUACAUUUUCCUUGGUAGACACAUGCCUCGUCCUGAUGGAAAAAAGAGAAGACCCAUUUUCUGUAGAUAUAAAGCAAGUAUUACUAAAUAUGAGAAAAUACCGAAUGGGACUUAUCCAAACUCCAGAUCAGCUAAGAUUUUCCUACAUGGCUGUAAUAGAAGGAGCAAAAUACAUAAUGGGAGAUCCUACAAUACAGAAUUGGUGGAAGAUACUUUCAAAAGAGGACCAAGCACCAAGCUCUGGACGUUCCCCUCCACAAGCAACCAAAUUAACUACAGAGAAGUUCAAUGGAAACAGUGUGGGAUUAGAAAAACAGGAGCAAGAUGAGGACAUAAAUGCUGACCUGUCUUCCACGUUACAGAAUGCUGCAGAUGUGAAUGCUGACGUUACUUUCCGGAAGCGGCUGAGAGAGGAUAGAAAGGCUAACACAGCACAGAUGGUGCAGCAGAUGAAACAUAGACUGAGUGAGACUGAAAGAAAAAGAAAAAGGCCGAGAGUGACCGACACCUAAGCAGCCAAGACUUGUGAAUAUUCUGCAGCUAUAAUAACACACUAUUGGCAUGCAAAGCAGACCAUCAUCCCUCUUCAGGAACAAAAAUGAGGUCUGAACAAUACCCAGUGGCCUCGUAAAUAUCUGUUUACAACGUAAACAACCAGGGAAUGAAGUACAUCACCAGCAAGAGACUUUGCAAAAUAGAGUAAUUUUGUCUUAAGUGUUUUAUGCUUGUAUCAUCUGUAGAGAGAUGUAAGAGAUCACAUUAGAUAAUACUUUGUACUGCCAUUCUUAAUUGUAUUUUUUAUACUUUUGGCAGCAUUAAAUAUUUUUUUUAACUGAAA